GGGGGAGAAUGGAAGUUCAGAAGGGUUUUCAUGGUGUUUGAUGGAUCUGAAGGGCAUUGAGGGGCCCUUUUGGCUCAAGAUCUGCGGAUCAGAAUGAAGUGGGCAGCUCUUUUGGCUGUCCUGCCACUGCAAGCGGCCGGCGCCAGCUUGCAAAGCGCAGAAGAUCAAAGACUCCGGGAGAUCACACGCUUCGGCCCGGGCGCCUGCGUCUCAGCCUUCGUGAGCGCCGCGCCGUCCGCGACCUGCGUGGUGCAGACCGACUGCGCACAGCAGCCCAGCUUUGCCACCUAUGCACUUCGCUUGAUUUGCGUGGAUCAAGAUGGUGGACAAGUGCUUCAUAGUUUUCAGGAGGGUGGCUUCGAUGCCGAGGAAACCUUUGACACGGGCAUUCCUUGCCAGCGCUGUGAGUCCGGCGAUGGCGUGCCCAAAUCCAUGCUCGCAGCCAAAUCCAGUGUCAGCCAACAAGCUUCAGCGAGCCAGAGCACUUCGGUGAACAGCUCACGAAUGGAAAGCCUGGAACGGGAAGUCCAUGCGCUCGCAACGAGCAUGGCACACAUCGAGAAGGUGGUGGCUGACCUGAAAGCCCAGUCCAACCAUUCUGAAGAAAAGGCAGUGCGUGAUACCCAGCUGCACACGUCAGCAGGCACUCCCAUGGUGGUGGUGGAGAAGGCAGUGAACCAGAGGACCGGAACCAGCUUCGCAUUGCGCAAAGGGCAACACGCAGAAACCGUCGACACGGCUGAGAAGGUGGUGACCCAGGUGCAGGCCAGAUCCAACCAGUCUGAAGCCGCAUUGCGCAAGAGCCAGCUAAACGCAUCAGUGGAUACGGCUGUGGAGAAGGCAGUGGCUGACCUGCAGGCUGCAUCCAACCACACCGAAGCAAAGGCUGUGCCUAACACACAGCCACGCGCGUCAGUGGACGCUGCUGUCGCACUGGCUGUGGCUGACUUGACCCGCUCCAAUGCGUCAGAGGCCAAGGCCCUGCGCGGCUCCAUACAGCCCAUGCCAAAGCUAGUGCAGCUUCAUGUGCCGGAUUCCAGAAGCCUUCCAACGCCUGCCCCACGCACUGCCGUCGGCUUGCUGCGGGUGAAGGCCAGGAAGGGUGCCGCUUCGUCGGGUGCUUUGAGCGGCGCGGCGGUGCAGGAGAUCGCCGCCUCCGUGGUGCGGGCGCAGCACGAGGCCGAGGAGGCCGCCAACCAGGCUGAGCUGGAUGCAAGCAACGCAAGCAGUGCUCAGGGCGGGCAGCUGGAGCAGCUCACUGAUGUUGCUGAGGAAGACCUGGCUGGCCUCCUGAAUGUCACUGAGAGCGCUUCCGUGUAGCAAGCCGCAAGCUCCAGCAGCUCAUAGCUUCACUCAUCCAGGAACCGAUGUCACAACUCCGAAUCGCGGAUGAGUGUAGGCCGUAGGCCGCUGCGGCGCCGCUAGUUAGGCCAGACUGAGUGGGAACUCGAGGAAGUGCAACAAAGGAGUGAGAUGAGUUGGUGG
Molecule: messenger RNA, 1485 nt
Organism: Durusdinium trenchii
Lineage: Eukaryota; Dinophyceae; Suessiales; Symbiodiniaceae
Source: the annotation of a GenBank genome assembly